AAACAGGGGGCGCUGUGGAUAGCAUGUUAGCAUGCUAGCCGAAGAAGUCAACAUGAGCCAAACAGACACACUAAUGGAAAACUGGAGGAGAUAUUACCAGAGAUUAUUUUAUUAACUAGCCGUAAACUUUGCUUUUUCUGUCCUCUGCUGCGUCGGUGUGUCUUCAUAUAUCUCACCUAAGCGAUGGCUUUGGAAAAAUUUGUGUCCACGACCCUUGAGCUUCUACAAGAGGAGCGGGAGGCUGAAAUAGAAGAGACCAGAAUAUGGCAGGAGAACAUUUCUCUCAAGGAUCUUCAAAAUAAAGGGGUUUGCCUGCUGAAGCUGCAGAUAGGAAGUCAGUCUACAGGCCUGUAUGGUCGCACAGUUGUCGUUCUAGUGCCAAGAAAGCAUCUUGGUUUCUCGUCUCUGCCAAGCAACAGCUUUGGACCAGGUGAUAUAGUCGGUUUGUAUGACACUGCUGGAUGCACUGCAGCCUCACAGAUCUGUACAGGAAUAGUGACAAGAGUCAGUCAGGCAUCAGUGAGUGUGGCCUUGGAUGACUUAAAGGAUGGGCUCAGUUUUGAUGCCGAUGGUCUUUACAACCUCCUGAAGUUAGCGAAUGACGUCACCUACAAACGAAUGAAAAAUGCCUUGAAUGCACUAAAUGGAUACAGCAGUGGACCAGCUGGCAACUUGAUAAAUGUUCUCUUUGGAGAAACAAAACCUUCUUCUCAGUCUCAGCCAAAUGAGGUUGAAUUCUUUAACUCAAACUUGGAUGACUCCCAGAGAGAAGCUGUGUCCUUUGCUCUGUCUCAGAGGGAACUGGCUGUGAUUCAUGGACCUCCAGGCACAGGGAAAACCACCACUGUGGUAGAGAUCAUCCUGCAAGCUGUCAAGCAAGGCCAGAAGGUCUUGUGCUGUGCCCCGUCAAACGUGGCUGUGGAUAAUUUGGUGGAGACGUUGGCUCGCUGCAAGGCCAAGGUCCUGAGGCUGGGUCACCCUGCCAGGCUGCUGGAGUCCAUCCAGAAACAUUCGCUGGAUGCCAUCCUCGCUCAGAGUGACAAUGCAAACAUCAUCGCUGACAUCCGUAAAGACAUUGAUAAAGCUUUUACGGGAAUGAAGAAGAUGCAGCAAAAAGGAGAGAGGGUGAACUUCAAACGAGAAAUAGGGGAGCUGAGAAAAGAGCUGAAAAGCAGGGAAGCAACCGCUAUCACCCAGAUCCUGAAGAGUGCUGAUGUUGUGUUAUCAACCAACACAGGUGCUUGUGAUGACGGCCCUCUGAAGUUCCUGCCAGCAGAGCAUUUUGAUUGGGUGGUGAUAGAUGAGUGUGCUCAGGCCCUGGAGAGCAGCUGCUGGAUCGCCCUGCUUAGAGCACGCAAGUGUAUCCUGGCUGGAGACUACAAGCAGCUACCACCUACUAUCAAAUCACAAAAGGCUGCAUCAAAAGGUUUGUCCCUGAGUCUUAUGGAAAGACUGAUCCAGAUGUAUGGAGACUCUGUGGUCCGAAUGUUAACAGUUCAAUACCGCAUGAACAGCGCUAUCAUGGAUUGGGCCUCCAAGGAGAUGUACCAGGGACGACUAGUCGCUCACAGCUCUGUGGAGAAGCAUUUAUUAAAAGAUUUAACAGGAGUCUCCUGUGUCGAAGAGACCAAUGUUCCACUUCUUCUUAUUGACACAGCAGGGUGUGGUCUCAGUGAAAUGGAGGUCACAGAUGAGCAGUCCAAAGGCAACCAAGGUGAGGUCGACAUCGUUGAACUGCACAUAAAAGCACUGACUGAAGCUGGAGUCAAAGCUAAAGACAUUGCUGUUAUUGCUCCCUACAAUCUACAGGUUGAUCUUCUACGUCAGAAACUUUCUGCGAGGCAUCCAGAGCUGGAGAUAAAGUCAGUGGAUGGUUUUCAGGGCAGAGAGAAGGAAGCGGUUGUUUUGUCGUUAGUUCGGUCCAACAGAAAAGGUGAAGUUGGGUUUCUGGCAGAGGACAGGAGGAUAAAUGUCGCUGUUACACGUGCAAGACGCCACAUCGCUGUUGUUUGCGACACACAAACUGUCCAGAAUCACGCUUUCCUGAAAUCCCUGAUCGACCACAUGACUGAGUUUGGCGAGGUCAGAACAGCGUUUGAGUAUAUUCAAGAUAUCGUUCCACAGAACUACACUCGCGACCACAAAGACACAAAGACGGCGUCUGCCAGCACCUCCUCAUCUACCAAACAGAAGGUCAGAGAUCAGCCUUCCAGUAAGGUAAAGCAAGGACAGAAGAAACCCACCGGUGGCAGCAAUAAGGAAAAUAUUGCUGGUUCAGAGAAGCACACGAAGUCCUGCACAUCAUCAAAGAUAGAACAAGAGCAGAACGAGAGCAGGUAUGCUGAGAUCAGACAGCAGGUAGAGACCUUUAUGAAGGAGCUGAAUCAGGGGGAGCUACAGUUUCCGUCUUCAUUUAACUCUCAUGACCGCCUGCUGGUCCAUCAGAUAGCUGAGGAGCUGGGCCUCGUUCAUGAGAGCAAAGGAGAGGGGAGCGACCGGUCUAUCACUGUCUCCAGGCCUCUGAGGGCAACACCAGCUGAGGAACCGACGCAAGAAGAAGCCCAGGAAGAGGAAACAGUCUCAGAUCCCCAAAAUGAGCCGUCAUGUCCACGUGCAUUAGACCUGAAGAGUUUACAUUUGGAGAGAAUGAAGAGGGAGCAGCAGAAAAGGGAAGAAAAUGCUCAACAAAAGAAGCAACAGAACCACAAUCCUCCAGCUCCCAGCCAGUCAUCAAAGAAAGCCAAAGGAAAGAACCGAACCAAGGCUGGCGCCUGCGACAUCGCUGCUGCCGCUGCCCCAGAUGAUGACUUUGACACACUGAUCAGCGCUGUCAUGAAGGCUGACAGCGUUUGUAGCUUUGUUAAGUGUAAAGCAUCUGUGCUGACACUUGGGCAGCUUUGCCUGUUCUGCAACAGACAGUACUGUCUCAGUCACCACAUACCAGAGGUUCACGGCUGUGGAGAUAAAGCCAAAUCUCACGCUCGAAUGAGAAUUAGCAAAGAGGGCGUUCUUUAUGCCGGGAGUGGGAAGAAAGACAAAUCCAUGGACCCCAAUAAGAAAGCUUAUCUGCAAAGAAAACUGGACUCUAAACUGAAAGACAUGGCAUCACAAAGGAAACAAAAAGCCAAGGAGAAAGACGGUUAAUGUCACCAAAUUAACUAUGAUUUAACAAAUCAAAUGUCUCUGUUCUGAAAAUCGUUGAAACUGAAAAUGUUUACAGCCUUGUUUGAUCAAAUAUGAUCUUCUGAUGUGCACUGGAUGCAGUAUGGUAUACAUUUGUUCAUCAAAUCACAUUCUUUAUCACUUGUUUGUUGUUUUUGUCACUAACUAUAGCACACACUCCUCACAUAAACCCUCAGGAGAGGCAUGUCUGCUGUGUGUGAAGCUAUUCUACAUCCACUUUGAUCCUCAUUGGACAGAUUGUCAGCGGACUGGAGAUUUUUCCGUCCAUAUACAGUCCGGGGGAGAAAUACGGAAAAAUCCUCUCUGUAAAUUUGUCUUUGAAUGUGUGAAUCACUGUCAAAUCAGCUGCGUUGAUGAAAACUACUUUUGAUUUGUCACAGUCCACCUCCACGGUAAUCCUCUGGGGCUUCUGCUUCAUCGUCAGCUUGGUGCGAGGAGAUGUCUGAGCCCAGAAUGAGUCUCCGUUGCACAGGCCAAUUACCCAGAAACCCUCAGCGGGGUUGAGGAAGACGGUGCUCUUUCUUUUGAUGGACUCCUGGGCCACUCCGAUGUACCAGUCUUUGCCUUGGCCCACGUCUACGGUCCAGCUGUGCUUUCCAGAUAGAAAACCGGCGGCUCCCAGCACACACACACGGCUGGUGCAGCGUUCAGGGUUGUCAGGAAGCAGCUGUUUGCUGCUGUACUGCACACAGCUCAGCUCUUCAGAGAAUGCUAAGUUGGACUGGGCCGUGUUUGGAUCCAGAGUGAUUGGAACUGUAAAACAUUAAGUCCGUUAGAUUGAAAAUAUCACACACCUUAGAGUAAACUUUAACACGCAGGCAGCUGUCUGUUUGCUCACCAUAUCUGACGAUGUUGGCCAUCUUCUUCCAAAUUCCAAACUUAAGUUGUCCCAGAUGCUGUGCAGAAUUUAUCAGAAUAGCUCUGACACAUUCUGGCUCUCGAAUGUUGGAUUUGGCCCUAAAACAUGUUGAAAUAAUUACAGCAUUGUCUGAUGGAAACAGUUAGUGCUGAUUUUAGCAGGUACUGAGUAAUGCUUACUGUUUCUUUGUCUGCCUGUAGUCCUGAAAUUGAAGGAAUGGAGAAAUACAUUCCAUUAAUGAAAUCCUCCGUCAGAAAAACCUCACAUGAACGGCCAGUGUGUACACUUGUUUAAACAAACAUGGUGGUAAUGUAGAGACAAUAUUGCAUCACAUAUUCUUUGGUGUUUUUCCUGCAUUGAGGAGUUUCUGGCAGCCUGAGUAAGAGGUUUUAGCCAGCUCUGAAUUAAAAAGAAGAAUUUAAACACCUUUUGAA
This is a messenger RNA of Acanthochromis polyacanthus (spiny chromis), 4476 nucleotides long. It is a transcript of the gene ighmbp2, whose product is annotated as immunoglobulin mu DNA binding protein 2. Bases 184 to 3144 code for a protein of 986 amino acids. The transcript has 16 exons. Gene Ontology annotation, molecular function: ATP binding; zinc ion binding; DNA binding. Lineage: Eukaryota; Metazoa; Chordata; Actinopteri; Pomacentridae. The record is from RefSeq and is a predicted model, not a curated record.